Messenger RNA from Dissoconium aciculare CBS 342.82, 3200 nucleotides. RefSeq names its product PalH-domain-containing protein. Bases 319 to 2799 code for a protein of 826 amino acids. Lineage: Eukaryota; Fungi; Ascomycota; Dothideomycetes; Mycosphaerellales; Dissoconiaceae. The transcript has a single exon. Gene Ontology annotation, biological process: cellular response to pH. Gene Ontology annotation, cellular component: plasma membrane. The record is from RefSeq and is a predicted model, not a curated record.
GCCUGUUACCCUACCCUACCCUACCCAGCAGCACUUCCACACCCGUCUCCAUGUCGAACAGUUGGGAUGAUUGAACCGUCGCCGCUGAACAAACGCUUCCAUCCGUCUCACACUCUCAGCACCACGUCGCUCUCCCUCAAUCUGGUCCUCGUCUGAUACAUUCCAACAACCACCACCACAACAACGCCAUCGUCGCCCACAUGUCUACUUUGAACCCGCAUCAGAUGCCUUCGUGAUUUUGUCAUCGCUCCCACGAGCGCCCGCGUGCGCACUGAGAGGCCCCCGAGGCCGUACUGCAACUAUCUUGGAUCGCAGAACAUGGACAUAAUAUCUACCACUCUUGCUGUCGCAGCACAGCCGACAGCGAUAUGGGCCACGACUCUACAAAGCAUCCCGACUCCGACGUCUGUCGCGACCGGAAUCGUCCCACGUCAGCUUUGGAACCUGCGCACCGAUACCACCACCACCGCGCCACCACAUUGUACACCUUUCAUUCUCCCUGCCAACGGCAUCAUACAAUUCGGCGAUUCGGCAAUCACAUUAACGACCACUGUCACCUUUGAGCCGCAAUGUUCGGGAAACUCGCCGGGCCGGAUGAUCAACAGCGACCUUCGCGAUGACUUCUACGCCUCGACCAUUCCCAUGACCUUUGUCAUAGCCGCGGCGACGGUGAUUGCAUGGAUAUUGGUCAUCAUGCUGGUCGUGACGCCGCGAACGGCUUUAUACGGAGGAAUGGCUGUGGCUCCGGCGGCGUUGGGCAGUGGGCAUGGUAUGAUCGGUGGCGCGAAUGGUCCUUCCAGUUUCGCCGGCUCAGGGACGCGACCAUGGCUACAGAAGGUCGCUGCGCUCGCCGUGGCCAUCUCCUUGACCAUCGCGGUUUCGGAUACCUUUGCCGUGGCAUACAAGCAAUACGUCAUCGGAUAUAUGGACGCUUCGGAGAUCCGCUCAACUGUGCUGGGAUCCACGGAGAUCAAAAUCACUCGCCUCAUCUCGGAUGUCUUUCUGUGGCUGGCUCAAGUCCAGACGCUGAUCCGCCUGUUUCCACGACACAAGGAGAAAGUCCUCAUCAAAUGGAUCGGGUUUGCGCUCAUCUUAUUCGACUCACUUUUCUCCUGCUUGAAUGCGUUUCACAUUGGCUCCACAGCCAAGGGCCGUCAUUUCGUCGACGCCGUGCCAGCACUAUCAUAUCUUUUUCAACUUUCCGUUGGUUUACUCUACGCCGCUUGGGUCAUCUAUUUCGCGCUCACCAAGUAUCGAUAUGCAUUCUAUCACCCACAAAUGCGCAGCAUUUGCCUGAUUGCGCUAUUGUCCCUCGUGGCCAUCCUCACUCCGGUUGUUUUCUUCGUGACGGACAUUUCGAAUUCGAAAGUCGCGGGAUGGGGAGAUUACGUGAGAUGGGUGGGAGCUGCUGCCGCGAGUGUCAUCGUCUGGGAAUGGGUAGAUCGGAUCGAGGCGUUGGAACGGCACGAGAAGAAGGAUGGGAUUCUCGGCCGGGAAGUGUUCGAUGGCGAUGAGAUGCUCGAUUUGGAGGACCCCAAUGACCACGGCGGCUGGGGACGUGAUCGUCGUCGUCGUCGAAGGCGUCCCGGCAACGACAGCGACGACGGCGGCCAUGCCUCCAAGGGACUGGAACACGGGCUGAGUGGCGUCGCUCAGCAUUUCCGAUCGAAACCUCCUGUCCAGGCGCCUCAGCAUUUCCCGUUGGGUAGGGCAUAUUCCAGCUCGGAACCUACGACAUCUGCUCAGACUCCAGCGGCGGUCCCCAACGCCGCCAUCACUCGCGGGGACGCUGUUCGAUUCUCGAUGACGAGGAGAGGCGUGACGCCACCCGUGCAAGCGCCGACUCCCGUCAGUAGAGCAGACACGACCAGCGCAGCGAGUACCGUCUAUGUCGUGCAAUAUGACACCGUUCCGGAUGUUCCUCAACCAGUCCGACGACGGGUCGAUCACAGUCGCAACUCGCGCGCCAACGCCACACGAAACUCUCGUGAAAUGGCAUUACAAGAAAAGGAACUCGCUGACGUUGCAGAAGAAGACGACGAGCUUCGACGGACUCAAAGCCUCGAACAGGGCGUAUGGCACGCCGUCUCGAACCCUUUCAAACGAAAACGUACCUCCCCACCAAAGGAGGUACAAGAAGCCAAAGCGGUCGCGGCGCAGACAGCUCGACCUGCCACACCGCCUCGUGAGAGUCCAAUGCGAACCCUCCGCAGCAGGCUGCCCUUCUUCAACUCCUUGGCCGAUUCUCCUUCUGACGCUCAACCCAAAAACCGUAGUGGCCCAAACCAUCGCGGUCAUCGCAAGGAAGAAGCUGAGCUUCCCAUCAUUGUCGUGCCCGCUCCGACUCGCCACCUCGGCCGCCAGAUCGAAGCUGCCAUACUAAGCGAGAAGGAAGCCGCCGAUGACUCUGGAGCAAUCUCCCGUCAUCCCUCCGAUGACAACGUCGUCCGACCCAUAUCUGCCCUUUCCGCAGCACUACCAGCAGUAGCACCGACCACGACGACAACAACAACAACAACAGCAACACCAGGAGAACCUGUCACAUCAUCAGCCGCAGGAGUCUCCCGCCCCACGACCCGCUUCUCCGCUACAUCGGCCGUCUCCUUCGCCGAUGUGCGCCCCUCCUCCAAUCUCACCGGUCCACCCCGCGCAGAGGAUAUCAGUCCUGCGGUGGGCGGGAGCGGUCGUGUGAUCCAUGUCCCGGCGCCGCCGAGAAGGUCGCCGACUGGGUUGUCUACUUCCACUGGCGGGACUAGGGGCGCUGGGAACAGGACGUCCUCACCUACGGAUGGUUCUUGAUCUUGAAGGCUCUAAAUUUUGCAGGGACCCUUUCUCUCUUUUAUUUUCUUGGCUUGGUGAUUCCAUUUAGCGUUGGCGUUUUGGAGGGGAGCUUUCCUCUUGGAAACUCGCAUUUUUUUAUAUGACGCAAAAGUCGGUUGGUGGGCAUAGACGGAGCAUUGGGCAUCGCGGCAUCUUUUGGGGCAUGUGUGGACAGGUCCUGGGCAUUGCAUGCAUUUGGGCGGACAUUCGGAUGUCUCCUUGGUUUUCUUUUUUUUGGUAGAUACCCUCAUUUCUCGUCGUCUCAUCUCGUACAUAUCACGCGGAGACUUUGCUUCUUCCUUCCUGUUUCAUCUCUUCGGAGUUCUAUACACAUAGAUACAAUUCAGAAUCCUCCUUCCGCAGGGAAAUCACAUUCAACA